ACACAUCACUUUUUGAAGUUCAAAAAUGACGUUGCUAUAUUACGGCUUGAUUCACAAGAUGCCAAGCUCAACACUUUGAGUGAGGGAGUUUUUGAAGAGUUUAGGCAAUGCUUUGAUCGAGUGCAAAUGACUGAGGAAAUAACAAGUGCUGUUCUAAUAUCUGGAAAACCAGGUUCAUUCGUCGCUGGUGCAGAUAUAGAUAUGAUUCAACGAGCGGGAAACGAAGAAGCUGCAAGAGAUCUUGCAGCUGGUGGUCAACAAAUGUUUUCCGAAAUUGAAAAAAGUAGAAAACCGUUUGUUGCUGCUAUCCAUGGAAUGGCAUUGGGUGGAGGUCUCGAGUUGACUCUCGCUUGCCACUAUCGUAUUGCAACAACAGAUAAAAGAACAAAUCUUGGACUACCUGAGGUUAUGCUUGGACUUUUACCAGGUGCUGGUGGAACACAGAGGCUCCCAGCUCUUGUUGGUGCUCAAACAGCUCUAGACAUGGCAUUGACUGGAAAAAAUAUUCCAGCGAAAAAGGCAAAAAGACUGAAUCUUGUUGAUCACUUGGUUGAUCCUUUAGGUCCUGGUUUACAAGAUCCAGAAACACUGACUAUGCAAUAUUUAGAGAAGGUAGCUGUGGAUGUAGCAAGAGGUCUUGCUGAUGGAUCCGUGUCAAUUCCAGCAAGGAAUUAUCAUUUCAAGACAGUGAGAAUGAUAAAUUCUCUUCUACAAAAAGAAUUCAUACGCAAUUACUUUUUCGAAAACCUUGUGAAAAAGAAGGUCAGAGCACAAACAAAAGGACUCUACCCUGCGCCACUGCUAAUUGCUGAUGUAAUUCAAGAAGGAAUAGCUAAGGGGAAGGAUGCAGGAUAUAAAAUGGAAUCGGAAGCGUUUGGAAAACUUUCUCAAACAAACGAAUCCAAAGCUUUAAUUGGUCUUUAUGCAGGACAAACUUAUUGCAAAAAGAACAGAUAUGGAAAACCACAGCGUAAAGUCGAGAACUUGGCUGUUCUUGGGGCUGGUUUAAUGGGUGCUGGUGUUGCACAAGUUAGUUUGGACAAAGGUUUCCAUACAAUCUUGAAAGACAGUUUUUCUUCCGGGCUAGCAAGAGGGCAGGAACAAAUUUACAAAGGCUUCAAUACGCAAGCAAAAAAGAAGAAAAUAACCACCUUUCAAAGAGAUCAAAUUGUUUCCAAACUCGAUGCUACUUUAUCAUACGAUAGUCUGAAAAACACGGAUAUUGUUGUUGAAGCUGUUUUUGAAGAUAUGAACGUAAAGCAUCAAGUUAUAAAAGAAACUGAAGCGGUUAUACCAGAGCAUUGUAUCUUUGCGUCAAACACAUCAGCAUUACCGAUAACUGAUAUUGCGAAAGCAAGCAAGAGACCAGAAAAAGUAAUUGGAAUGCACUACUUUUCACCUGUGGAUAAAAUGCAACUUUUGGAAAUCAUCACAACAGACAAGACGUCAAAAGACACCAUCGCUUCUGCCGUUGAUGUUGGUCUGAGACAAGGAAAAUUGGUUGUUUUAGUCAAGGAUGGUCCCGGUUUCUACACGACAAGAAUUUUAGCUCCUGGUCUGUCAGAAAUGAUUCGAUUAUUCCAAGAAGGUCAUGAUGCGAAGAAAAUAGAUAAACUUACAUCAGGAUUUGGAUUCCCAAUUGGUGUUGCCACUGUUUUAGAUGAGGUGGGCAUUGAUGUUGCCACACACAUCGCUGAAUACCUUGGUUCUGCACUCGGAGAAAGAUUGCAAGGUGGAAGCAUUGAUUUAAUGAAAGAUAUGGUUACUGCUGGAUUUUGUGGUAGAAAAACAGGAAAAGGAUUUUACGUUUAUGAUGGCAAAAGUUCGAAGAGUCGUCCUUUGAAUAGUGAUGCAUUGAAGAUUAUCGAAAAGUAUGCAGUCACUCCAGAUCCAUCUGUUUCAUCUGACCUUGACGUAACGAUGCGUUUUGCAACAAGAUUCACUAAUGAAGCUGUCCAUUGUUUACAAGACGGAAUUCUUGAAAGUCCACUUGAAGGAGACAUUGGUGCUGUAUUCGGUCUAGGAUUUCCACCAAACCUUGGAGGUCCGUUCCGUUACAUCGAUAUCCACGGAGCGCAAAAUUUAGUUGAUCACAUGAGGCGUUUUGAACAAAAAUAUGGAGCCGCUUUCACGCCGUGCGAUCUACUCCUGGAACACGCAAAAGAUCCAUCUAAAAAAUUUCACAAACAUUAAGUUUUUUACCAAAUUGAAAACCUUGGUUUCGACGAGUGAUAAUUUAGCCCGAGAAAAGUAAAAUUUGAAUGCCGGCAUUUCUGUAUUUCGAUGGCUUUGCACGAAGUUCAUGACCACCUACUUUUGUUGUUUAUUUCAAAUUACUUUCCGGAUUAUUACUCCUUGUUAUAGUUAUAAUUCUUGUCCAUGAAUUGAGUUUCUAAAACCAAAUAAAUUAUUAUUAUUGAUGAAAA
Styela clava is the source of this 2426-nucleotide messenger RNA. The record is from RefSeq and is a predicted model, not a curated record. Lineage: Eukaryota; Metazoa; Chordata; Ascidiacea; Stolidobranchia; Styelidae.